GCAAAGGGGAGCGUCCGAGAGAAAGAUGCACACCCCUGGGAAGUGUGCAUUGCCUAAAUUACUUUCUUUGCUCCUCUUUGUCCCGGUUCCCUUUUCUGUAUAAUGCAGGCAGGCUUGCUGUGAUGGGUAAAUAAGUCGUCUGUGUUAAGCGGUGGAUCCAGGGGUAACUGGAGGUGUUUAUCCCUGCCCUCCCUCCAGGAAGAACUGCCUGCCACACACAAAUGCACCUCUUCUUCGUCCCAGCUUCCAGUACUUUCUCCCCUCAACCCAGAGUUCCUGAUCAGAAUGGCUCCAGGCUGUGACAUCACAGAGCCCCCACCCCUGUCACAGGAGGAGAGGAGUCAUGAGGCUAUGGCUGUGGGCUUGGGUGUGGGUGUGGCUGCUGGGGCUGGGGGCCAUAGAAACAGCACCCAGCCCACAGAGGGCCAACACCUUGACCCGGGGAGCAGAGUCUGUGCUCUUCCUGGACAGACCUGACUUCUUUGAUUACCCAGACUCAGACCAAGCCAGGCUCCUGGCCGUGGCCCGGUUUAUUGGAGAGAAACCCGUCAUCUUUGUUAACUCAGGAUACAACUCUGAGUUCUUCUAUCACAUCCUAGUGGGUGCUCUGGUAGUGGCCUUCCUCUUCCUCCUUUUCCAGUUCUGCACACACAUGAGCUGCCAAAAAGGGGCCUAAGGAGCCGGACAAGGGCCUUGCACUCUGCCCUGAGUGCCCAAACCUGCCCUCCUUUCCCGCUGAUGAAUAAAAGUCUGUUUUUUUCUUCCCUGA
Messenger RNA from Panthera uncia (snow leopard), 769 nucleotides. RefSeq names its product chromosome E3 C16orf92 homolog (gene FIMP1). The record is from RefSeq and is a predicted model, not a curated record. Gene Ontology annotation, biological process: fusion of sperm to egg plasma membrane involved in single fertilization. The coding region runs from base 344 to 676 and encodes 110 amino acids. NCBI's taxonomy places the organism in Eukaryota, Metazoa, Chordata, Mammalia, Carnivora, Felidae. The transcript is spliced from 4 exons.